AUGUCCUUAGACACCGACGAUUCAUGCACAGUUAUCAAUAAGAGCCAGGCUCUUCCAUCUCUACCGCAGACACGGUUUGUGGGCGAGGUUGAUUUACCAGAAGAGAGGGAGCCAUUACUCAUCGAAUCGAAGAGGCGUUUUGUCCUCUUUCCUAUCCAAUAUCAUGAGAUCUGGCGAAUGUACAAGAAGGCCGAGGCAUCCUUUUGGACCGCCGAAGAAAUCGACAUGUCCAAAGACCUCAUGGAUUGGAAUCAUCGUCUCAACGACAACGAACGAUAUUUCAUCUCUCACAUCCUCGCAUUUUUCGCAGCCUCGGAUGGCAUCGUGAACGAAAAUCUAGUCGAGCGUUUUUCGAACGAAGUCCAAGCUGCAGAGGCUCGCUGCUUUUAUGGAUUUCAAAUCAUGAUGGAGAACAUACAUUCUGAGACCUACUCCCAGCUCAUCAACUCGUACAUCGCCGAUCCCGAGGAACGAGAGUUCCUCUUCGACGCUAUCGAGACCAUCCCUUGCGUCAAGCGCAAAGCGGAUUGGGCUUUGCGGUGGAUAGAAGACCGGAGGUCGAGUUUCGCGGAGAGACUUGUAGCUUUCGCGGCCGUGGAGGGCAUUUUCUUCUCCGGCUCCUUCGCGUCGAUCUUUUGGCUGAAAAAGCGGGGCUUGAUGCCGGGGCUGACCUUCUCCAAUGAGCUUAUUAGCAGAGACGAGGGCAUGCACACAGACUUUGCAUGCCUUCUGUUCGGCCAUUUGAAGAGACGACCGCAUCCUGAGGUGGUUUCGAUCAUCAUAUCUGAGGCCGUCGCAAUCGAGCAAGAAUUCCUCACAGAUGCCCUACCAGUCGGCCUCAUAGGAAUGAAUGCCGCGCUGAUGUGUCAAUAUAUCGAGUUUGUCGCAGACCGCCUCCUCGUCGCCCUCGGAAAUCCGAAACAUUAUCACGUAAACAAUCCGUUCGACUUCAUGGACAUGAUAUCUCUCGAGGGAAAGACUAACUUCUUCGAGAAACGAGUGUCUGACUACGCCAAAGCUGGUGUCAAACCCACGGACACCCAAGGCCCGUCCGCUCAAUCUCGAGUCUUGUGGGCCUGUUUCUUUUUGUUCCAUUAUCCCGCCACUCUUCUGACCUGUUUAUUUAGCUCCACAGAUGAAGAAUUUUGA
Stereum hirsutum FP-91666 SS1 is the source of this 1149-nucleotide messenger RNA. RefSeq lists its product as uncharacterized. Gene Ontology annotation, biological process: deoxyribonucleotide biosynthetic process. The transcript is spliced from 4 exons. Gene Ontology annotation, molecular function: oxidoreductase activity. NCBI's taxonomy places the organism in Eukaryota, Fungi, Basidiomycota, Agaricomycetes, Russulales, Stereaceae. Bases 1 to 1149 code for a protein of 382 amino acids. The record is from RefSeq and is a predicted model, not a curated record.